Molecule: messenger RNA, 2155 nt
Organism: Pogonomyrmex barbatus (red harvester ant)
Lineage: Eukaryota; Metazoa; Arthropoda; Insecta; Hymenoptera; Formicidae
Product: glutathione S-transferase D1-like
Biological process (GO): glutathione metabolic process
Molecular function (GO): glutathione transferase activity
Source: RefSeq, a predicted model, not a curated record
AUAAUAAAAUGUCAAAUAAAAUUUGAAUAAAGAGAAUAUAUUUUUUGACAUGUUUUCUGCUGUUCCAUUUAUAUACGUUACGCCAGUGUAACAAGUUCCAUUUACCUAGCGUCCUUCCUGUUUUUUAUUAGCCAAUCGAUCGACUUUACGGCGAACUUUCGAUCGCAACGGAUAAUGUCAACGUUGGAGUUUCGCGGUUUUGUUUGGCGGUACUCUAUUGCUAUGGUAACUUUACGAAUCGUUUGCGCGCGCGCAUUUCUUUUAUUUUGUAUAUUGUUCCCAAUAAAGAGCUUUACUCGGAAGACGCGAUGAGUGACAUAUUUCCGGUAUGCAUGUCGCCCCAAUGAACGAUAAGUCAAUUAAUUAAGCUGAUGUCUAACGGGCGUAAGUAUCAUUGAUUCGUAUCAAUUGGUCAAGUUUGAGCAGGAUCACAGGUAAGGGUCACAUUUGAAAGCCAUUUAAACGACACAUUAAUUAGCGGAAUUACUGCAUUAACGGUAAUUGGAACGGAGCGAUCGCCGUGCUCUCGCGAGACGUGACUAUUCAUGUUAUUUGCAUUCCGCAAAUACACCUUUACACUAUUAAUGCUUAAUUUAAUACCCUAAAUUAGUCAAGAACAUUUAUAUUAUAACUUGCAAUUGCUCCUGUAAUCGAAGAUUCAAUUCUUUAUUUAAUUCCUGAAUUAAACCUCCUGAAUUUCUAAAUUCCUGAAUUCCUUAAUUCCUGAAGUCACACUUUAUAUCCAACUUCUCAUUAUUAUUUCUCAACAUAAGUUAAUAAUCUUAUUUCCAGCUGCAAAUUUUAUAGACUUUAUCUUUUCCUUAUUUGUAAUUUUGUGAUUUCUAACUGCAUUCGCGCACUUGUAUCAAAGAGAUUUUAUGUGCGUGUAUCUCGUAUAAAAGUAACAAAAAAAAAAAAAUAACUUGCCUAUAAAAAUAUAUCUUGUUUUAAAACUAGGUAAUAAAGAUUGAUACAUAGCAGCAGUGCACGUAGCCAUAGAUUUAGGGUCUACAAAUUUGAAAAGUUUUUCUUUAGUUGAAGUUGUGCACACACAGUAAUAAAAAUUUCAGAGGGGAGGGAGAAAGAAACGUAAAAGAGGAAAGACGCGAAGAAAUAACGGAAAUAACAAGUGAACGGAGCAAGAAAGCAAGGAAGCAGCGAGAUGCCGAUUGAUUGUUAUUACAUACCACCAAGUCCACCUUGUCGUACCAUUAUGUUACUCGCAAAAGCACUAGGCAUUCACCUUAAUUUCAAGCUCAUAAAUGUCAUGAAAGGGGAGCAUUUGACGCCGGAAUUUUUACAGAUCAAUCCACAACACGUAAUACCAACCAUUAAUGACAACGGCUUUAUUUUAUGGGAAAGUCGUCCUAUUAUGAUUUAUUUAGUCAGCAAAUACGCAAAAAAUGACUCUCUUUAUCCAAAAAAUCCGAAAGAAAGGGCAGUGGUCGAUCAAAUGAUGUAUUUCGAUGCCGGUAGUCUCUAUGCCAAUCUUAUGAGAUGUUUUAUACCGGUGGUACGAGGUCUAGCUAAUUCCAUUAACGAGGCAGAUCUGGUUCGAGUGGAGAAAUCGUUCGAGGUUCUCAACGCUUUCCUCGAUGGCAAGGAAUUUGCGGCCGGUGAUAAUUUGACCAUUGCCGACUUCACUAUCAGCACAACUAUUUGUACGAUAUUGUGUUUUGAUUUCGACAUCAGUCGUUACGAUAACGUUGCCGCGUAUUACGACCGUUGCAAGGAAACCCUGGAGAGAUUUGGGUUUGAGGAGGUGCACGCUAUGGGUGUUAAAACGUUUACCGAGAUGUACCACGCGAACCUGCAAGAAUCUAGUUAACAUGGAUAUGGAUAUUUGUGCACGCCUAAAGCGAAGAAUCGAUAGUUACUCGUUUACCUGAGAUCGAGAUUAGACAUGGAAUCUCAUUGUUGUACCUUAUAGAAUUUAAAAUUUGCUUUUUACCUUCCGCAGUGUUUCAACAGCUUUGUUAUGAUAAACAAUAUAAGUGUUUUCAAAAUGUUGUUACUACUUGAUAGUUGCUUGAUAGAUUAUUUAAUAAAUUCUUUGUUCGUAGAGCUGGUCUUUAUACUUUUGCGAUAUCUGUUUAUACGUUUGCGAUAUGUAUUUUUCUACAUGUAACACAACAAAAGUCUUAAAUAUAAUUAC